AUGGCGCUCGUUGGUGUUCUGCGCUCGCGUCGUCACGUGUUGCUGCAUGUUGCUGCCUCUACUAUUAGCGGAGAACGCGUUGUUCCUACAUUUCGCGUUGCAACGCUGUCUACUUCAUCGAAUUCGCAUUUGGAGGACAAAAAGCCGAUCUUGGAACUGCUUCAGCGUGUGGCAGAUGGAAAAGUCUCACCUCAAGAAGCGGCGGAACUCUGCGGUCCAGCAGCAGAGUACGAGGCAGUGGGGGAUUUUGCUAAGAUCGACACGAAACGGGAGGCGCGUACGGGGUUCCCCGAAGUGGUGUACGCUGAGAGCAAAACAUCGCAACAGGUGGCGGCUAUCAUGAAAGCCAUGAUUGACGGAGGAGAGGACAACGUGAUGGCUUCACGCGUUACCCCACAAGCUGCUGAUCAGAUCCGCGCACUGAUGCCGGGCCAGCACCUGACAUACUACGAGAUGCCACGGAUCUUGGCAUCGAAAACACUGGAGAGUGCAACGAAGGGAGAUGUAGAAAUGGAUUGCCCCACUGCGUGUGUGCUAUGUGCCGGCACUUCGGAUCUCCCCGUUGCAGAAGAAGCCGCUGUUACACUUGAGUUGGCGGACUACCGUGUCACCAGAUUGUACGACGUGGGCGUAGCUGGAAUCCAUCGCUUGUUGCGCAACCAGCACAUUUUGCGAGCAUCAGACGUUGCCAUUUGCGUUGCUGGAAUGGAUGGCGCUCUACCCGGUGUUGUGGGUGGCCUCACGUCAGCUCCAGUGAUUGCGGUUCCUACCAGCGUCGGCUACGGUGCAGCGUUCGGUGGCUUGGCACCGCUGCUAACAAUGCUUAAUGCUUGUUCUCCUGGCGUCGGCGUGGUCAACAUCGACAACGGCUUCGGUGCUGCCGUCCUCGCAGCGCGUAUCUUGCAGCAGCUCCGUUAA
Messenger RNA from Phytophthora nicotianae INRA-310, 918 nucleotides. RefSeq lists its product as hypothetical. The record is from RefSeq and is a predicted model, not a curated record. The coding region runs from base 1 to 918 and encodes 305 amino acids. The transcript is spliced from 6 exons. Gene Ontology annotation, biological process: 'de novo' IMP biosynthetic process. Gene Ontology annotation, molecular function: hydrolase activity. Lineage: Eukaryota; Oomycota; Peronosporomycetes; Peronosporales; Peronosporaceae.